Molecule: messenger RNA, 1986 nt
Organism: Coccidioides posadasii C735 delta SOWgp
Lineage: Eukaryota; Fungi; Ascomycota; Eurotiomycetes; Onygenales; Onygenaceae
Gene: SUB8
Product: serine protease
Biological process (GO): proteolysis
Molecular function (GO): serine-type endopeptidase activity
Source: RefSeq, a predicted model, not a curated record
CUUCCAACCCGACUUCCAACCUCCUCCUCCUCCUCCUCCCCAGAUUUAUCUUCAUCCAUCGACCACCGCCAUCUCUCCGUCGUUUCCAUUGCAUGUUCUUCCUGUGAACGGUCUUUUGCCUUUAGAUUCACCUUCCUUUCUCCCUGCAAGAUGAAGGGCGUUCUCUCCCUCUCGUUGCUGCCGCUCCUGGCGGCUCCGUCCCCCAUUUUGGUUGACACCAUCCACAGGGAUGCUGCUCCGAUCCUCUCUUCCCACAACUCAAAGGAGGUUCCUGAUUCAUACAUUGUUGUUUUCAAGAAGAAUGUGUCUCCAGCAUCGGCCGCGGCACACCAAGUUUGGGUCCAGGACCUUCAUACUACUGUCAUGGCCAAGAGAUCCCUCAGAAAACGCAACCAGUUUCCCUUCAAGAACGACGCCUUCGAUGGCCUCAAGCACACCUAUGACAUUGCCGGGUCGAUAAUGGGCUAUUCCGGACACUUCGAUGAGGAAGUCAUCGAGCAAGUUCGAAGACACCCAGAUGUCCAAUACAUUGAGAAGGACUCUGAAGUCCAUGCCUGGGAUGAGCCUGUGACCGAGAACAACGCCCCAUGGGGCUUGGCUCGAGUUUCCCACCGCGAUAGCUUAACCAUGGGCACCUUUAACAAAUACCUGUACGCCGCAAAUGGCGGCGAGGGCGUCGAUGUCUACGUGAUCGAUACCGGUACCAACAUCGAGCACGUGGAUUUUGAAGGCCGUGCUCACUGGGGAAAAACCAUCCCCACCGGUGAUGAUGAUGUUGACGGCAAUGGUCACGGAACUCACUGCUCCGGUACAGUUGCUGGUAAGAAGUAUGGCGUUGCCAAGAAAGCAAACGUUUACGCAGUCAAGGUUCUGAGAUCCAAUGGAUCUGGAACCAUGUCUGACGUCGUCAAGGGAGUUGAAUGGGCUGCAGGUGCCCAUCUUAGCAAGAUGGUUGAGGCCCGAAAGAAAGGUAACAAAGCGUUCAAGGGCAGCGCUGCCAACAUGAGUUUGGGAGGCGGCAAGUCCUUCACACUUGACUUGGCUGUCAAUGCUGCUGUUGAUGCGGGUAUUCACUUCGCCGUCGCCGCUGGAAAUGACAAUGCCGACGCUUGCAACUACUCUCCCGCUGCUGCCGAGAAGGCUGUCACUGUUGGCGCGUCCACCCUUGCCGAUGAGCGUGCGUACUUCUCUAACUAUGGGAAGUGCACUGACAUCUUCGCUCCCGGCUUGAACAUCCUUUCUACCUGGAUUGGAAGCAAAUAUGCAGUCAACACGAUCUCUGGUACCUCCAUGGCAUCACCCCAUGUUGCUGGUCUUCUGGCAUACUUCCUCUCUCUUCAGCCGGAGCAGGAUUCCGCCUUCGCUGUCUCGCCCAUCAGCCCUGCCAAGCUGAAGAAGGACAUGAUCGCCAUCGCCACCAAGAACGCUCUUACUGACAUCCCAGCGGACACUCCCAAUAUUCUCGCCUGGAACGGCGGCGGCUCGUCCAACUACACCGCAAUCAUCCAACAAGGCGGCUAUGAAGCCACCCGUCCUGGCAACAAGGCGGCACAGUUGACCGAGAAGAUCGAGAAACUUGGCCAAAAUACCGCCAGCCAGCUUGGUGCUAUCUACAGUGAGAUCAAGGAUGCCUUCACCAUCUAAUUAUAUGUGACGAAAUCAACGGGCUUGCAAGUCCUGGUGUAAUUGGAGAUGAAUAGGUGGAUCACGUCGGGCGUGGGGUUUUCUUUGGCUGCGUUUCUCUUUUUUUUUUUUUUUGCCUUCUCCUCAGUCUGCAGUAUGCUUAUCGUGUUUUCUUUCUUUUCGCCGGGUAUGAAUUAUUUUUAGCUAAGGGCUUUUUGUCUCCUAUAUACAUCACAGACUGUGACACCCUAUGUUGAUCUAGAGUGACUUCCCAUCUUUUGUCGAGGUACCUAGGUAGCUGUGUAGUUUUUGGUUACGAUGGAUCCAUAGAGCAUGCACGAAUAGACCAGAUGGACAGCGUGG